UGUUAACCACCCUUAGUUUUAAAACUAGAUUAUUUAUCAGUUUAUUCAUCUAUCACCAGUCCCUUAUACAAAUGUUGAAUUGUGUUGUUGAUGUUAUGUAAAAGUAAAGCUGAUCCCGUUUGUAAACCAGGAGCUAGAGCUUGCGUAGAGCGUGUUAGCAUUGCUAGCUAAAUUAGCUACCUUUGUUGGUUGCUAGCUAGCUAGUUGUCUUUGCUUUGUUAGCUAACUAGCUCAAAUGCUAAUUCUAGCUAGCUCAUGUUUUGAUUCGCCAUUGUGUUUAUUAAUUUUAUUGCCAGAUACAUUAGCUAGUUGGUUAGGUACAUGUCAUGCUUAAUACACCGUGUUAAUUUCCAUUUUGUCGUGAUAAACCAACGCUUGAUGAGCUUCCCAGCUCAGACCCAGCUAAUAUUAGCUAACUGACGUUAUUGUAGCUGACGAGCAGUUUUGUGAUUACAGCAACUAAAGAUUAUUGUUAAAUUGGUCCAAGAACUUUGGAAUCAGUUGGAACGGAUGUAGAUUUUUCAGUGUGUACUACUACGUAACAUUUGACCAUUUUUGAUUUCACUCACAUCUUCCCUAUCGCAACAUGAGCAGUACAACACAGAGGAAAAGAAGGACUGGAGUCCCCUCAAGUUCCAGACGCACGGCCAAGAGUAGCAGAGUCACCACAACCAGUGUGCGACCUCCUGCUGCAGCAUCAGCAGCAGUCCCAGAGACCAUUGAUGUGCUGGAGAGCAGCAGGACUACUAGUGAGGAGGUGGUGGACUUGACAUGUGAAGGUUCUGAGUUGACUGUGGUUGACUUGACCAACAAUGAUUCUGUGGUGGUUGUCGAUGAAGGGCCUCAUGGCAGACGUGAAGCUGACAGUGAGAGUUACGUACUGAGCAGUGAUGAGGAGGAGGAUACUAAUGGAGGCCUCAGUGCCGACCUCCUGUCCUCUCUACAGGCCAGCAGUAGAGCCAGGUCUACUCCAGGGACAGUCAGCUGCCCAGUGUGUAUGGACGCCUAUGCUGAGAUCAUUGAAAGUGGGAGACUAGUAGUCUCCACAAAAUGUGGUCACCUGUUCUGCAGUCACUGCCUCCGCGACUCACUGUUGAGAUCCCACACUUGCCCAACCUGUAGAAAGAAACUGACCCAGAAGCAAUGCCACCCCAUAUACAUCUGACAUCAAACACCCAUAAGACUCACCCAUUGGUUUCAACCUCGCCAAACCUGCAAGACUUUUAAUCAUACCUUCUCAUCUCACUUCCCCCUACUGGACUUAAGAAUAAUUUUUACAUUUAUAUACACAUCAUGUGUAUGUAAAUCUGACCGAUGCUUUUGUCUUUCUUCUGCAAUGAAAGAAGCAGGAGCAUAGGGACGUACUCUUAUGCCAGCACACAUUCACUUAGAUUUUUGCAAUUUUCUUCCACUGAUUUUCCUACUGCUCUCCAUUCAUUUCAUAGUGAACAGAUCAUUCUAAAGCUGCAUCCCCAGUAACCACAACCAAGAAAAGAACUAAGCUCAGAAUCAUUUAUUUUUUGCUCUUAAGAAGCCACAUGUGAUGUUGUAUUGGUAGCAAUCACACGUGACUGGCACUCAAUUGCAAUGAGAACUCAACUCGAAAGUAGAAAUGUCGAUUUUUAUUGCUGCUGAGUAGGUGGAUGUCUGAAUGAUGGGUGUUGCUUGAAUUUGGUCAUCACCAUUGUAAAUAUUGUUGUAUGUUUUGUAUAUAUGGUUGAAUGACAAGUUAAGGUGCGCCUAAUCUGUAAGCUUCAAUAAAACACAUUUAUGAUUGUAAAGGUUUGUUACAUGUUUUGCUCACCUGACCCAGAUAGUUUAUUCUCACAGCCAGAGUGACAGACUGUGAGAAGAGACAAGUCCAAACGUAGGACAUUGCAUUGUCGAGCCCUCAUGCCGACUUGCUAAAUAGCUUUUUUUUUAAUUACAUGUUUUCACUGACUUUUACAUUGAAUUUCAUUUGUAAACUUUGAAUUAUUUUAUAUUCUGAACUACAUGUAACUUGGCUGACUCCGUUGUGACACGCAUCCCCUCAAAUGUCCACUAAGGGGCAGUAUCUUCUUGCGCAUGCAUGGUCUGUUGUCCAAUAAUGAUCAAUGAUAAUACAGUUUCUUCUCCAUC
Messenger RNA from Salvelinus sp. IW2-2015, 2121 nucleotides. Its product is annotated as E3 ubiquitin-protein ligase RNF4. NCBI's taxonomy places the organism in Eukaryota, Metazoa, Chordata, Actinopteri, Salmoniformes, Salmonidae. The record is from RefSeq and is a predicted model, not a curated record. Gene Ontology annotation, molecular function: transcription factor binding. Gene Ontology annotation, biological process: positive regulation of transcription by RNA polymerase II.